Messenger RNA from Phalacrocorax carbo (great cormorant), 3486 nucleotides. NCBI's taxonomy places the organism in Eukaryota, Metazoa, Chordata, Aves, Suliformes, Phalacrocoracidae. The record is from RefSeq and is a predicted model, not a curated record.
CUUCAACCCGCCCAGUUCCUCCGGGGGCUCCGGCAGGACCGUCAGCAGCAACAGCUUCUGCUCAGCACAUCUGGGGUCCUGCUUGUCACUUGAUAGGGGAGCACUUCUCUUCCUUCAGCCGCUGCCCUCCUUCGGCUUGGACGUCGGCCACAGAACUCGUAUGAUGUCAAACAGUGAAAAAACACUCUCCCAGCAGCUUCGUCUGGCUCAGCUGCUACCGAGCAUUUGCCCGUGUCGUGUGUGUUUGCCUCAGAAGUUGCGCUUGGCUUUGAGGCGGCUGCGCAGGCUUACCUGGCCAGUCGGGUGGGGAGCGCGAUUUUAAACAUCGCCAACAAAUCAUCCGCUCGCUUGUCCGUGGCUGAGCGGCUGCCGCAAGAAAGAGCGAGGCUGCCUUUGGUAGUUCUGGUUGCAGUGGUUGCUUUGUAAGAAAUAAGAUCCUUAGGGCGGGGCGUUAUCCUUGGGUUUUGCAUACAUGUCCUUUUGAUACAAGGCCAGUUGCAUAUUGGAUUGAAGACAGCCUGGACGUGCUCAGUAACAGCCUGUUUAGCUUUUCAUUUGCAAAGGAAGUUAGUUUGCGAUAUACUUGUUUUCCUAUUUUCUGCCUCUGAAUAGCUCAGCUUUUAAAUUUUUGCUUUUGAAGAAGACUUGUUACACGCUACCUUUAUAAUGACACCCAAGCUUUCCUUCAGCCUUUCUUCAGAAGCCAGCCGCCUGAAUUUCUGCAGAUGACACUGGCUGUCCUAGUAGCCAGUCAGUAUCUCCAGUUAAGACUCCUUCUGAUGCUGGAAACAGUCCAAUCAGUUUUUGCACUGGUAGCGAUGGAGACUUCUCCAGGAAGAAAUUCAGUCCAGGGACCAUAAGUGAAGGGAACCCACAGCUGGCUCGAUAUAAGAAAGAGACAAAGACAAGCCUUGUAAAGCCUGGGAGUGAAGCCGAUUUUAGCUCUUCAAGCAGCACGGGCAGUAUUUCAGCGCCUGAAGUCCAUAUGUCUGCUGCGGGAAGCAAAAGAUCAUCUUUUUCUCGCAAUCGUGGCCCUUAUGGUCGGAAUAAUGGAUCCUUAUCCUACAAGUCUGGAGGCAGCCCACCAGCUUCCCGUGAAAAGGACCCUUUGUCAACACUGUGCAAAAACCAGCUGAGUCCUGCCAACAUCCAUCAGGGUUACAGGGCUUCUUCGGCCAGCAGCAGCAACUCAGGCUCAUACAAAGGAAGCGACAGCAGCCCAGUGAUGAGGCGAUCAGGGAGAUACAAUUCUUGUGGUGACAAUCACAGCACUAAGCUGCAAAAUCCAGAGCAGUAUUUGACUCCUCUGCAGCAGAAGGAAGUUACAGUACGGCAUUUGAAAACAAAGCUGAAGGAAUCUGAGAGCAAACUUAAAGAAAGGGAAGCAGAAAUAGAAGAGCUCAAAGCUCAGCUGGGACGGAUGAGGGAAGACUGGAUUGAAGAAGAGUGUAAUCGUGUAGAGGCAGAGCUGGCCUUAAAGGAAGCAAGAAGCAAAAUUAAACAACUCAAGCAGGUUAUGGAAACCAUGAAAAACAGCUUGGCUGAGAAAGACAAAAAAAUUCAGAAAUACUUCAUAGACAUAAACAUUCAAAACAAGAAACUGGAAUCUUUGUUGCAGAGCAUGGAGAUGUCUCAGAACAGCUCUACAAGGGAUGAUCAGUGCCUGGAGUACCCAUGUGACUUGGAGGAGAAGCCGUUAGCAUUGUCUGCCAUGAUGCCAGACAGCCUCAUCACAGAGGACCAAGCUCUAGAGGAGAUGGCAGAUAGUGGGCUGCUUCUUAAUGAGGACACAGCUAAUGGGACUGGUUCAUCUGAAGAGAGCUUGACCACCACAACCUCUGAGUUGAGUGAUCCAGCUCCCUCCAGUUCUGGUGUAAGUAGAGAGAUGCUUGAAAAUGUUCUGGAUGAAAAACUAUCUUCUGAGGAGGAGGAGGAGAAAAGAAGCAACGUAAUGGUGGAACAGGCCGUCCAGACUGACGUGGUGCCGUAUAGCCUAGAUGUGCAGCAGCUCAUUCAAAACAUCUUCAGAGCUCAAGAUACCUGUCCUCUAACCCCACCUUCUUCACUGAAGGAAUUGGGUGAAUUUUCUCUUGGAAGCUUCAGUGAUUCUGGUAUCAUAGUGGACUUAACUCCAAGUGAUCCAAACUCUGCCAUUCUUUUGUCUCCUAUGGAGUCCCCAUGCAGGAAGCUGGAGCAUGGAGUUAAGGAAAGCCAUUUCAUGAAAGAACUUGAUUUUACAGAACCUUAUGAUGAUGAAGCCUUUGGGUAUGUCAAUACUUUCUCUCAGACAGGAAUAAAGAGGAGAUACUGGAGCAGCAGUCUCCUCAGAGAUGUUCUGGCUGUAGCAGCCCCUGUUGUACCAACUAUCAUGUGGGCUUUCAGUACCCAGAGAGGAGGAACAGAUCCCAUUUACAAUAUCGGAGCAUUGCUUCGUGGUUGCUGCCUGGUGGCCCUGCACUCUUUACGCCGCACACCCUUCAAUAUCAAAACCUAAAGUCCACUCUGUCCCUGGGCACCAGCUGGCCGAGGCAGAGAGAAUGACAGAUGAGACAGAUCAUAAAAAGUUUUUGUAUAUUCUGGCAGAGUCCAUCGUUUUGCUUUUGACUAUUUGAUUUGCACUAUAAAUUAGUUUGAAAACAUGUUCCUUGUUUCAAAAUUAAAAAGAUGAAUCCUGUAGUUCCACAAGAUGUUUUUAACUGGUGUUUUUAACAGUAGCGCUGCCUAUAGAAAUAGUCCUCCUGCUCCCAGGCACUGUGUCCCUCCCCUGUGCUGGUGUCUUUCUGGUGCCAGAGCAGCUGCACAGUGAAUGUGACCAGGGAAAUCAAGAAGAAUUACAGCUAGCACGCGUUUGUGUUUGUUUGCUGAGUUAGCAUUAAGCUCAGUUUCCCUGGCUGGUUCACUGAGCAAAUGUACGAGCGCUUUGCACUGGUUCAAGAGUAGUGUGUGAUGCACACAGGAGCAAAUGGCCAGAGAAAGGUGGCGUAUUUCUUCAGGCAGCACCAACCUAAAACAUUUGUGAAACUACAGUGUUAAGUAGGUGACAUGGAGACUUGUUCCCACGUGUACUCCAGAAAGCAUGCUAGAGCUUUCCGUUUGUUGUCUGAAGUGUCAAUUCAAUUUAUAGGUAAACCCCAUACUCCCCAGGCAGCUUCCAGCACAUCGUUCGUGCCUGUCUUGUAUAGCGCUCUUCUCAAUCGUACAAUUGCUCGAGCAUUUCACUGGUCUUGUGCAUAUACGGGGACUGUAACCAAAAAUGUAUGUUGUUGGGAGUCUUGAAACAUGUUACAAUGAUAAGUAUAGGCGUGGGUACACUUUGAAUAUUAACGUUGUUCUAAAGUCUUAAUGUAUUGGAACCUGAUAGUCAUCCGAGCCCUUUGAAAUACUAUGUAUAAAUGUACUGUGUUUUAACUUAUUGUUUAUUUAACUGCUUUAUUGUAAAUUACCUUUAUAACUACAAGUUCAGUAAAGCAUGUUAGAAAUGUUAAA